Messenger RNA from Gastrolobium bilobum, 834 nucleotides. RefSeq names its product WUSCHEL-related homeobox 11-like. Gene Ontology annotation, molecular function: DNA-binding transcription factor activity; DNA binding. Gene Ontology annotation, biological process: adventitious root development. The transcript is spliced from 3 exons. NCBI's taxonomy places the organism in Eukaryota, Viridiplantae, Streptophyta, Magnoliopsida, Fabales, Fabaceae. The record is from RefSeq and is a predicted model, not a curated record. Bases 1 to 834 code for a protein of 277 amino acids.
AUGGAAGAUCAUCAGGGCCAGCAUGAGCCUAAUAGUCCAAGCCAAGGCUCUGAGAGGAGUGAACCUGUGAGAUCAAGAUGGACACCAAAACCAGAACAAAUCCUCAUACUUGAGUCCAUCUUCAACAGUGGAAUGGUGAAUCCCCCAAAAGAUGAAACCGUCAGAAUAAGAAAGCUUCUUGAGAAAUUUGGAACCGUUGGUGAUGCCAACGUUUUCUAUUGGUUCCAGAACCGCCGCUCCCGUUCCCGCCGCCGCCAACGGCAGUUACAGGCCAGCCUUGAGGCAAGAAACCCCAUGAAGCCUCAACUUGGCGGUGCAAAUCAAUAUCAACAACAACAUCAUCAUCAUCAUCAUCAUCAUCAUCAAACCAUGAACUCUGCUGCUACUGUUUCAACCAUGGGUUUUGGUGCUUCAUCUUUCACUAAUUCUCCUUCAUCUUUUCUCUCUGGUUCCUCUUCUUCAUCAUGUGGUGUUGGCCAAGAAGGCUUAUUGGGUGGUUUUUUCUCAGCCUCUACUCAAAUGGGGUUCCCUGAAAUUGAUCACACUUUAGCAUCAUCUUCAUCAGUUUUGUACACUUCUGAUGCUCCAAAUUUGAACUACCACCACUCUGGAUUUGGGGGCACAAAUAUUUCAGGAUUCAUCACAGUGUUUAUCAAUGGGGUUGCAACAGAAGUUCCAAGGGGCCCAAUUGACAUCAAAACAGUGUUUGGUGAAGAUGUAAUGAUAGUUCAUUCCUCUGGAGUGUCAGUUCCUACCAAUGAGUUUGGUUUCUUGAUGCAAAGCUUGCAGCAUGGUGAAAGCUACUUUCUGGUUUCAAAGCAAACACAAGUUUGA